AUACCCUCUUCCAAUCUUCUUGAGAUUGUAAUAGACAAGACAUCGCAAAACAAGCCGAGGGGCGGCCCCAUUGAAGCCCUCCUCCUCGUUACGUUCCAGGCACAGCUCGCCGGCAGACGCAGAAGAAAAGAACGCGCAGAGAAUGGGCAGAUUCAAUCCGCAGCACUCGUCAGAGCUCGCGCGUCGCUGCGUUUUCAGCGACCUCCUCGGCGAGGGCCAGUCGGGGCGCGUGUGGCGCUGCGAGGACCGCGCGACGGGGGAAGCCUUCGCGUGCAAGCAGGUGAGGAAAGACGGGCUCUCCCCCGCGGCGGAGGCGGAUCUGCAGCGCGAAAUCACCCUCCUGAUCAUCCUCCAGGGCCAUCCCAACAUGCUGCGCCUCGUCGGCCUGUACGAGGACGCGAAAGCCGUCUACAUUCUCACUGAGCUCUGCGACGGCGGGGAUCUGUUCGGUUUGAUCGCGGCGAAUCCGCGCGGGCUCGACGAGCGCGCGGCGGCGCGGAUCUUCGCACAGUUGGCGCGCGGCGUGCAAUGGUGCCACGACCACCGCGUCGUGCAUCGCGACAUCAAGCCCGAAAACAUCCUCAUCUCGCGCCGCCGCACGCGAUCUUCCGCCGCCUCCGACCUCUCCGCGGAGCCUUCCGCCGAGUCCCCUUCCUCUUCCGCCGAUGCAAUGUCCCCCCCCGCCCCCUCCGCCUCUGCGGAGUACGACGUGCGCGUGGGGGACUUCGGCCUGGCGUACCAGCUCCCGCGCGACAAGGCGAUCGUGGGGCUCGCGGGGAGCGCGCCCUACGAGGCGCCCGAGGUGCUGGCGCGCGCGCCGUACGGGUGCGAGGCGGACGUGUGGUCGCUGGGCGUGCUGCUGUACGCGCUGCUCUCCGCCUCCUGGCCCUCCUUCCGCGCAGGCGAGCGGAAACUCGUCCCCCUGGAGGACUUCGGGUACUGGCCCUGGCGGAAGGAUGGGGGGACGGAUGGGCGGAAGGGUGAGGAGAGCCGCGCUGGGGUGUCGUGGGCGGCGAAGGAUCUGAUCUGCCGCAUGAUGACCGUUGAUCCUCAGGACCGGAUCGACAUCGACGGUGUUUUGAGCCACCCGUGGCUGGUGCAGCACUCGAAGGUGCGGUCACAUGCUGCUGCUGCUGCUCCUGUGGCAGAAGCACGAGAGGACACGGCAGUCACGACUGCACACGACCUGCCAGAGAUGGAAGCCUAUGAGACGGGAGCAUGCCACGAGGACCAGCAAGCAAAGAGCCAAGCGACGGCAGAGUUGAGUGCUCAAGAGGCACGUGAUGUAGAGGACGUGAAGGCAGGCAGAAAGAUGGCAGCUUCUGAGAGCGGCGCGAGCGGCGUGACAAGCAUCAGCAGCAUGAGUAUCAGCAGCAUUGGUUCCAGCUGCAUUGCAAGCAGCAGCAGCAGGAGCAGCAGCACGCGCAGCAGCAGCACCACGCCCACCAGCCACAGCAGCUCGAGCUAUGCUGGAAGGAUGACCAUCAGGGCCUUCUCCUCCUGCUCGUGAGACCCCGCUCGAGUCAAACUUAGCAGCCCCACGACCACCAGCCACAGCAGCUCCUAACACACUGGAAGGACGCUCAUUGAGUCCUUCUCCUCCUGCUCCUGAGCACUUACAAGCAGGCCUGCAGACCAGCAGACCAGCAGCAGCAGUCUUUUAAGCAGUUUUUUUAGAGCUCCCUGAGCAUUUGCUUAGUAGCUCGUGUUUUACUUACUGUGUGUGCACUCGCUGUGCUGCUGUGCACCCCUUCGAAUGAUUUGUACUA
Closterium sp. NIES-67 is the source of this 1769-nucleotide messenger RNA. The record is from the annotation of a GenBank genome assembly. Lineage: Eukaryota; Viridiplantae; Streptophyta; Zygnematophyceae; Desmidiales; Closteriaceae.